GUUUGGUUUGGAAACAUUGUUUAGUCUUGCAGAAGAUCUUAUUUUCUCUCUUAUGGAAACAACGUAAAGUAGUUUUAUCUGAAUAAAGAUACAACUUUAAUGGAUUCCUUUAGAAAAUCCGGCAGGUCAACAGAACUCCUGACUGAAGACGACAGAGCUCAGUUUUCUUCAUGGAUUGGUCAGAGAUCACGUUUUGAGUUGCUGUACAAAAUUAGCAGAGACGGUUGUACUUCUAAAACUUUUCAUCAACACUGUGAUGGAAAAGGUCCCACCGUCACUAUCCUAUACAACACAGACAACACCGCUUAUGGAGGGUUCCUGUCUCAGAGUUGGGUGUCAUCUGGAACCCACAUCAAAGACCCAGAGAGUUUUUUGUUUACUUUAUCCUAUAAUGGGGUCCAAAAUAGAAGAAAAUUCCCCGUAACCAAUCCUAAAAAGGCAGCUUUUGGACACGUAUAUUUCGGACCAUCUUUUGGAGAUGUUAACGAGACAAAUUGGAGUGGAAGAGAGUCACCAAGGUUUCAAUCAAAAUUGCGUAUGGAAAGUUCCUCUGAUCUGACAACUUUUAGAGACACGGUCACUGCAUCACGAGACAAGGGCAGCGACACUUAUUUCUUUAAUCUGAACGGAAGAUCAGAUUUUGGUUCGGCUUACCAAAAACCAACAGUAAAUAUGAAUGCAAUCAACAAUGGUCACAUGUGUGUCUUUGAUCUAGAAGUAUAUUUAGUUAAAGCCUUUGUGCAAUAUAGUGCCUCUGAAUGUUUCUUUAUUGUAGCCGAAGAAAAGAUGCCAAGUUUAAAAGGGCCUGAUUUAACAGUCAUAUUAUCGAAACCAUGGAGAGAGACGCCUCUAUGGAAUGAACAGAAUUUGCAGUCUUUGAAAGACUUAGUCUCCAGUUACAAGCCUUUACCUGAUAUGAAGAUCUCAGAGGUCAAUAUUUUACUGGUAGGACAGAUCAACGCUGGAAAGUCUAGUUUUUUCAACUCUUUGAAUUCUAUUUUCCGAGGGGAAAUAUCUUCACGCGCUUGCGCCGGUACUUCACCCCACAGUCUUACAACGAAUUUUCGGAAAUACAGAAUUCGGAACCGUGAAACAGAAAGCUAUCUGAAUUUCCGGCUUUGUGACACCCGUGGAUUGGAGGAAGAAAUGUCCAUGCAUCUACAGGACAUGGCGCUUCUUCUGGAUGGACAUUUAUCAGACCAGUACAAAUUCAACCCAAUGGCGCAUGCAACCCACCAAGAUCCGGGUUUUGUCCUUAACGCGACGUUUCAGGACAAGAUUCACUGUGUGGCUUUUGUAGUGGAUGCCAGUUCAAUUGACGUCCUGCAAGCAAACGUUUCACAGAAACUGCUUCAUUUUCGUUCCUUGAUAGUAGAGAGGGGAAUUCCCAAUGUAGUUUAUCUGACAAAACUAGACAAGGUGUGUCCACUUGUUGAUGAAGAUGUACGAAGAGUCUAUCACAGCCAAGCCUGCAAACAAGCCCUGGAAACCGCGGCUGACGUAAUAGGAAUUCCUCGUGGUCACGUGUUUCCUGUCAAAAAUUAUGAAAAAGAGAGCCAAUUGCAAACUAAUAUAAGUAUUAUGGCACUGACUGCAAUGAGACAGACUCUGGUUUUUGCAGAUGAUUACUUGGAGGACAAAUAUGAACUCAGCCAGUCCCAACAGUAAAUCUGUUAUUGAUAACAGAAGUCCAAAACCCAAUUCUUAACUUACACAAAUGUUCAGGAUCAUAAGCAUUUCAAAUAUAAAAUGGCACUCGCAAACACCAAAUAAAUGUAUACUUUUUUAAUUAUUAUUAUUUGAUGCUGUUCUUGAUCAUAAGUAAGGUUUUGAGAUUCUAAGUGUCUGGAUAACAUGUGUCUUUGUUUUGAGAGUUUGAUUAUGAAUAAAAUUUCUGUCUUAUCUUCAAAGUUGUGUUCCAAAAGCAUUUAUAUUAAUUUAAAGUAUGUUUAAAAAGAUGGCCAAGAUGACUACAUACCCAUACCAUUUCCACAAUUAUAUUCACUACCUUUCGAUGAUUUUAUUUUGAAAAUUUGAAUGCAAACUUCUAUUAUUGAAACUGUCUUUUUUAUUCUGUAUCUUAAACAUUCUAUAUUCCAAAAACUUGAGGCAAAGCAUAAUAUCACAAACUGCAGAGGCAAUAAAUCAAAUGUCUGUUAUAUUUAGAUUCUGAAAACUAUUCAGGUCUUUUAAACUUAAAAUAAGGUACAAAACAACACAUUUGCAUCGACCAUUAUAAAUGCUUCAGCUUAUAUGUGAACUAAAUAAAUACGUAUAUUGACCACCAGGUAAUAUGCCAUUGGACACUGUACAUCGUAGACGUUAGGAAUAAAAUGUCCCUUUCAAAUACAAAGACCAAUAAACUUGAUGGCUUAAUCAAUAUAUUAUUAAUAUUUCAUUAAUGUGUUUUUGUCAAUUGUGGUAUAGCUGAUUAAAAUAUUGAAAAAGAAGUAUAAACAAAUGCUAUAAGCUUGUAUUGUAUUAUAUUGAAAGCUGACAUAACAAAUUAUAUGCUAAAAAUCAUUUGUUAAAGCUUUACCGAACGUGUCUUUUUGUAGAUAAAACCCAAUUGCAAACUAGUUUAGCUUUAAAUUAAUAUAAACAUCGUGUAAUGUUUGCUGCAUAAAGAGGAAUCAUUAACCGAUUUAAACAAAGGUAUGCGUCUGUGUUAUGGCAAUUGUCUGGUGAAACACGACAAUUUUUUUUAUCUCUCAAUGAACGGCUGAUAUAUGUGCUGUAAUGUUUUUUAAUAAAAAAAAAAAUGUUUGCAAAAUUAAAUUGUUAACUUUUCGGAUUUUUCAUUAACGUCAUGAAAUAUUCUUUAUUUUGUUUAAGUUCUCUUGAUGUCCAUGUCAAUCAAAUUAAACAUAUCAUGAUUAAUCUUUAAACGAAGCGAAAAUAAUAAUUCGUCUCUCGUUAUGGAGAGAUUUCUUCGACAUUGACGUUGAUAACAUGUUUUACUACAUGUGAGGAAAAUAUUAUUGUGACUCUGUUGUACGA
This is a messenger RNA of Magallana angulata, 3000 nucleotides long. Its product is annotated as interferon-induced protein 44-like. Gene Ontology annotation, molecular function: GTP binding. The transcript is spliced from 8 exons. Lineage: Eukaryota; Metazoa; Mollusca; Bivalvia; Ostreida; Ostreidae. The record is from RefSeq and is a predicted model, not a curated record. Bases 100 to 1668 code for a protein of 522 amino acids.